UGCUCAAUUCUCUCACAGCUUUUCUCUGGCUGCAUCUUCAGGUUGACACGGCUUUAACUGCCAUGGUUUAGGUCAGGGCUAUGGAAUCCUGGGACUUGUAGUUUGUGGUGGCCAUGGUGACCAGAUGUCAUAACCACAGCAGAGGACAAGGCACUGCAAACUGGAAAAUGUAGGGCAUGAACAAAUAAAAGCUAAGAAAACUCAGAUAUGUAAAUUAAUUCUGCUUAAUCAUGCUCAUAAUGGAGGACAUUUUGGUAUUCCUUCUGGACAGAAGGCUAAAAUGUAGGACGUGUCAGGGAAAAGGAGGGUGUCUGGACAUCCUGGUUGUGGCACCAGAGCUCUGUGACAGAGGUGCAUAAGUGUCUCACAAAUUUACAGAUCCCAGAAUUCCAUAGCACUGAGCCAUGGCAAGUAAAGUGGUGUCAAACUGGAUUGUGCAAUGCAGAUGCAGCCUCUAUCUCUCAGGGGAGAGGCUGCUGUCAGGUAUUACUUUGUAUUAGUAUUAUAUUAGUAUUUCAGUAAUGGGCGAUCUAAACAGAAGGCUGAAAAAGUAUACAGUACUGUCAGAAGAGAGGAUAUUAUGUGUUUAGUGUGUGAAGCAUGGCUUUGCCUACAGUGUUAAGGGGCUUGUGGAAGCUGUAGUGCAGAACAUCUAGUGGGCCAGAAAAAUUCCCUGUUUAAGCCUCCCUGAGAUAAGGAUAAUUUUUUAUCAUAUCAAGAGUCUUCAGCACUCAAAACCUAGUGGCUUAAGCCUAAGGGGGCUCCCUGUACUGGGAGGAAGGUGGGAUAUAUAUAAACAAAAUAAUAAUUUUAGAAGUGUAUGGGGGAUAUAAGGCUCCCGCUUUGAUCCUUGGAGAGGGGGAGAAAUAUAAAUUAUUAUUAUUAUUAUUAGUAGUAGUAGUAGUAGUAGUGUUGGGUCUCAUAAUUAUGUGUAUUGGGGUAAAGAGAUUUUCUUGGUAACAAAGAAUGCUGGUUAAUAUUCAAGGUGGUUGAAAGAUGGCAGUGGCUAAAGAAGAGGAUUAUCCCUUGGGCACUGACAUCUUUCAGCCCUCCGGAUGUUUGUUGAACUGGAGUGUAACGCCCAGCAUCCUUUGGUCUUCUGGUUAGCGUUGCUAGAACUUACAGUCUUAACAACAUCUGGAAGGCCAUAUGAUUGCCACUGCUGGACUAGACAAAGAAGCAGGGUGGAACGGAUGAUCAAGCAGUAGUGCCAGAGCAGUGGUUUCUAACUUUUUGAUCCUCCAGUCAUUUUGGACUUCAGCUCCCUGAAUUCAUGACUUUUGCUCAAGCUGGCAGGGGCUUCUAGGAAUUAAAGUCCAAAACACCUGGUGGGCCAAAGGUCAGAAAACAUUGUGCUAGACGGAAGAAAACUUUAUGAAGAUGACACCCUUCGGUACAAGCACUGACAAAGAGAAACUAAGCCAUAGGAUUGGGAUAACGCUACUAAAUGGCUCACGUGGGGAAGGAAAAUCAGCAAGGUGCCUUGCCCCUCCCAGAGCUGGCAUGGAAGGAGAGCGUUGUCCAUGCUAGAAAUGCCUUGAGCAGCAGCAAGAUCCCUGUGUUGUCCAAAAGUGGAGUUCCGCCAGAACGGAAGCAAUUGCACCAGCGGCAGUGCUGGCAUCAGCAGGUAUGCACAUCCAGUGGCAGAAGCAAGGUGCCUCACACGAGUUCAACACCUGGUGAUGGAGCUUUGCAACCAGUAGCUGCCUUAAUGCCCAAGAGCCUUUCCAGAGAACCCCUGGGGGAAGUGCAGCUCAGCACAUUUGGUCAUAGGAAUGAAGGCAGUGUCUCUGAUGGUAAAGGAGUGAGCACAGUUGAGUUUGUGCCUGAUGUUGCAGCUCUUGCCAGCAUAUUGUCCAACACAGGGUUGAAUAGCCACACAGUGAGUGCAACCCAUAAGCCCAGCCUGGCCCGAAGAGUCCCUCUGAGAGGAAAUAGAGCAUGCUCAGCAAGCACUACAACUGCCCGAGGCUCCCUGUAUAUGAAUGUUCCUGAAGGAAAUCUUGUUCGCUUUUCUUGCAUCUCCAAAUCAACUUCGAAAGAUUCAGAACACCCACAGUCCUGUGGCCUGGCUCUGAACACUCAGCAGCUAAAGACAUUGUCAACUAAUCUCAAGAACAUUGGUCCCAGGGUGGAGGCAGCUAAGCCAAAACAGACAGCACAGGAUCUGGGAGUGGGCAAAUCUGAAGAUCCUGCAGCCAAGCCCAGCACAGAAUGUCUGACCAGAAUGACCCAGGCGGGUAUCCAAAGCUCAACUGGGACAAAUGAAGCCACAGGAUCAUCAUGGAAAGAUGAAGAGUUUGUACCAGACCCAGUUGCCAAAGCGAGCAUCCUCUCGAAUGAAGGCUUGAGUCGUUUUGCCCUAGGGGCCAAUGGCAAGCUGAGCUUGGCCCAGCGGGUGCCAGUGAAAGGUGCUCAGAAGCCUCCUGUCCUGUGUAGCAGCACUAGGGGUGAAAGUGGCUUUUUGCGGGAUCCCCAUAUAAAAGUAUCUUCAAUAGGGAAGUUUGGUCGUGUGUCCUGUUGUUCCACUCAGGGCCUUAAAGAUCUAAAGAAGUCAGAGGCUUCUGGAGCCCAGUUAACCAACACACCUGGUGACAGAUUUUCUGCUGUUGACUGUUCGCCUUAUCCACUGGCUAGAAGGGUUCCCAUUAGCUGUCCACAAUCCUUGCAUCCCAGUCCUUGGACAUGCCACCGUGUGCCUCUUUCUUCCUGUUGUAAGGGCAGAAGGGUUAAGGUGACAGGCAGUGUCGCCCCACAGAGGGUCACAGAGGGCUCCAAACAGGACAACACUGCAGUGCCCUGGGGGAAGAUUGCUGUGCGCCUGUUUGAUGAUGAGGUGGCUGCAUCAGCAAAGAAGGUGUCUGCUGUUCCUGUGAUCACCCCAGAAAUGGGGACGCUCCAGUGUAUUGAGCUCCUUGCACAAUUGUUACGGCAGGAGAUGAAUAAUGGUAGUGUUGAUCGUGAUGUUGCCCCCUCAUUGGAAGAACUACACAAACUGUUGUCUGCUCAUUGCUCACCUGCCCAGCCGGACCAACUCAGCACACUCUCUCAGAAUCCCAGGCCAAACCACUGCAAACCCACACCACUGUCUACUGUUGUAGCCCCUGAGACUAGCACGACACUCAUUACACCUUCUCAGGAUCCUAAACCAAAUCUCCGCAAAGCCACACCACUGUCUACUGUUGUAGGCCCUGAGACGAGCAGAACACUUACCACCGCCUCCAGCCAACCACCUGUCUACCCAAGCACUUCUGUGCAUUUGGCCCAGCCUCCCUCAUCCAGUGCAAGUAGUUCAGGCCAGGUCAAGCAGCGGCUGGAUGACCUCCUUUGUGCACCUCAGCGCUUCCAUGAGGCCUGCUUAAAUGAUGAAUGUGCCUUCUACACUGCCCGCAUCAUGUCUACCUUCCAACCUUCAGUACGGCGGUGUAAAGACCCUGUGGCAAAAACACUAGAAGCUCAUGAUGCCAUGCACUUUAUACCCAUCUCUGCACCUCUGUCCCCUGUGGAAGAAGGAGAGAGGCCUGCAUCCUCAUGAUGAUAUCAUAAGACUGUCGACACAGAGAUGAUGCACUGAAGUUCCUCUUCACCAAGACGGUGCUUUGCUCCAUCUGUAACUGCUUCCCAUUUGAUUCUUCUCACUAAAUAUAUAUGAAUCUCAUUGGGGUGCUGAAUGCCCAGAGGGCAGUCAUAGCUGUAGGAGAGACAGGAACUGGAAUACCUACUACUACCUGAGAGCUCCCAUAGAAAGGAGUAUCUGGUGCUUGUGGUAAACAGAAGACUGGUCUUAAGGAAAGAAAGUUUUUUUUAGCUGUAAGCUCUUGCUGCAGAAGAGUAUAUAAACUAAGUUUAUAUUGACUGCAUGCAAAUAGAUUUUUUAAAAAUAAAAAAAAAUUCCUAGUAAAAUAUUCUAAUUUGCCUGUUAAUUAUUAUUUGCAAGUACCUUGUUCCAAGGACAGAAGGCUUCUUCGCAAAGACCUCUGACGAGGAGUGUCAGUUUUUUGGGGUUUUGUUAUGGGCACUCUAUAAGCAAGUACCUCUUACUGCUUUUAAAGUCAAGGACCUUUAUCAUUAUUUCUGACCAUAGAUGGAUUGCAGGUGCAAGAGUAGGCAAGAAAAGUAUGAAGCCAAGCUUCAAAAGUGUUUGCCAGAAUGAUGUCCUUCAGGUGUUCUGGAUUUCAUCUCCCAUCUGUCCCAUUUAACAGGGCCAGUGAUAAGAAAUACUGGGUGCUGAAGGCCAAAACAUCAGGAGGCCUGGGUUAGGAUAUUUAAUUGACUGAAAAAUAUUUUCUGUAAUGUAACAAUCCUCCAAGGCAAGUGCCCAGUUUUUUUCAUUUUUCUAAAGGUAAUGGAAUCCCUGGCAACCACUCGGGAAAUUUCAUGCUGGACCUGUGUGUCCAUGAGUCAAAUUUAGUACCUCUAAACUUUACAAAAGAGCAAAGCACUGAUUGGCUUUUUCUACUAGAACUCCAGAGCAGGUUAGCGAAGACUCUAAAAGGAUUUACAAGUCCUGCUGGAGGAUUCAGGAAUUAUAGUUACAAAUUUCUAAAUUCAAAUUCUGAUCAAAAUAAGGCUGUGAUGUAAACUCUUCCUUAGGCCUGUGUGGGAAUGCUUAACCAAGUGACCCUAAUGUAAUGUAUGUGCAAAUGUAUGUGUAAUGUAGGAUAGUUUAUCUACUUUUGCUUGAUCUUUCUACUGAUGUAGGAUCCUACCCUCUACAGAGGCAGGAAGGGCCUCCUUGCCAGAAGCAUUACUUUCUCUGAGUAAAUAUGCAGCUUCAACAACA
Molecule: messenger RNA, 4783 nt
Organism: Sceloporus undulatus (fence lizard)
Lineage: Eukaryota; Metazoa; Chordata; Lepidosauria; Squamata; Phrynosomatidae
Gene: TROAP
Product: trophinin associated protein
Exons: 17
Coding region: 1448-3535 (695 amino acids)
Source: RefSeq, a predicted model, not a curated record